This is a messenger RNA of Syngnathoides biaculeatus (alligator pipefish), 2851 nucleotides long. It is a transcript of the gene eps8l3b, whose product is annotated as EPS8 signaling adaptor L3b. NCBI's taxonomy places the organism in Eukaryota, Metazoa, Chordata, Actinopteri, Syngnathiformes, Syngnathidae. Gene Ontology annotation, molecular function: actin binding. Gene Ontology annotation, cellular component: ruffle membrane; plasma membrane; vesicle. Gene Ontology annotation, biological process: Rho protein signal transduction; regulation of Rho protein signal transduction; positive regulation of ruffle assembly. The record is from RefSeq and is a predicted model, not a curated record.
CAGUCCACAUUUUCAGUGUUUCCAGGCACAUUCGUCAUUUAUACGGCCAUCAAGUUUCCAUCUUGCCUAAUAAUUACACAAUGAUUGUUCUCUGAAGUCUUGAACAAGCAUUAAACCUUUGCAAGGAAACGCCAGCGUUGGGGAAACCUUUGGACUCAUAACCGCCGCCUCGGAUCGCGAUCCGCCCAUGCCGAGCCUGCCGACCUUCGAUCGCGACUCCGGCGAGCAGGAAGCGAUGGGAAUAUUUUACGUUCUUAUGCCGUGUGAUGAAGACGUGUUCCUAAACGUGGAAUAAUGCCACUGGCGCAAAACUGACAGGUUUCGAGCGGGUUCGCCGUUGAUUAUUUUUUUUAACUUGGAAAACCCGGAAAAAAAAGAUUGAAAAUGUUGGGAAAUUCUCGCCCCUUUUCUUACUCCCCACGGGGUUUCCCGGCAGAAGAGCCCCCCCAGUCGAGGUGGGCUUUCCAACAAGAUGACUCCAGGGCGUCGUCACCUCAGAGCUCUCAGAGAAAUGUGUCCAGACCGAGUGCCAAAUCCAUAUACAUGCAGAGAAAGGAGUACUCGGAGGUGCUGACCAGGCAGUCCGACAACCUUAACGUCAGAGUAGAGCACCUGCUCACCUGCGAGCUGGACGGCCAGCAGCUGAGCACGGCGGACGAGUGCGUGGCCAAGCUCAAGAGGCUGAACGCCAAAGGUCGUCUGUGGCCUCAGGAGAUGAUCAUGGAGGCCCAAGGAGGAUACCUGCUGCUCCUCGACAUCGAGAGCAAAGCCGAGCUGGAGGCCCUUCCGCUCAUGAACGUCCAGCAGAGCAAAGCCGUGUUGGACAGCUGCGCUUACGACUCCCUGCUGUUGGUCACCGUCAGGGAACGCAGCAAGCGCUUCCCCCAGGUCUUCAUCUUCCAGUGCGAGGAGACUCGGGCGGAUCUCCUCAAGAGUGACCUAGAUAAGUUGUUCCAAGGGGGAAGGGACCCUAUGGAACCGCGCAGGGAGCAGGCAGUCAUCAGGAGUAACCUGAAUAACAUCAUCGGCCUUCAAGAUCCGGGAAGCUUCCAGCAGCCUGGACCUCGUCCUGCGCAAGAAAGAAGCUCACCGCUGCCCCCGGCGUGGCCUGCCCCGCCGUGGGCUGACAGAGAACCUGACAUUCCUCCUCCUCAUUUUGACCCCCCAGAAGAGGAGGGCAGAUACCGACGUGAUCUCGGCGGACCCCGGAGCAAUCCAGAUGUUGCCGAGAUGACAGACGUUGAGAGGAACACGGAGAUUCUAAACCACGUUUUGGAUGACCUGGAGAUCUUUAUGGGCAAAGUAUUGGCCGCGACGUCGCCCGCUUUCGACAAAAGCAAAAACAAAGGCGGGUUUGUCAAAAAGAGCCCCUCCCAAAGCCGAGCUGCCCGUCUGCCCCCUUCCCAGGAAUUUGUCUCCUGCCUUCAGAAAAUUAAAUACGGAUUCAAUCUGUUGGCUCAACUUGACGGCUUGCUGGUCAACACCAGCGCGCCCGAAUAUGUCCACUACCUCUUCAACAGUUUAGCAACGAUCGUGCCUCACUACCAUUCCCACCUGCCCCCGACCGUCGUCUCACCACUGCUGACGGAGGCAACUCUGCGGUUGCUCAGGCAGGCGGUCAGCCCGGAAGAGGGCAAACUCUGGAGGUCUCUGGGAGGGUGGAACAUCCCCAGGUCUCGAUGGCCCGAUGACGACGUCCCACCUUACGUCCCGGAGUUCUACGACGGUUGGCGGCCUCCUGCCCCUCCGACCAAGCCCGCCCAACUCCCUUUUCAGAACGGAAAACUGAGCAGGAGCAGCAGCCAGCGCUUACCCCCGGGACGACCCGACGGUCGCGCCAAGGAGGGUCGCGAUCACGUGCGGGUCAUGUAUGACUUCAUGGCUCGCAACAACAGGGAGCUCAGUGUUCUGAAGGGGGAAGUGGUUGAGGUGGUUCAGAGGUCCAAGCAAUGGUGGCUUGUCCGCAACAACCGCGGGGUGGAAGGCAACGUUCCCCAGAACGUUCUGGAACCCGUGAGGAGCGGAUUGCCAGCGGAGGAAGUGCGCCCCCUAACCCGCGCCGGCCCCCCGACUCUCGACAUGGUCUCCUCGCCUGCAGAAGUCAGAGCGUGGCUGCAGUACAAAGGCUUCUCCAAAGUCACCGUGGGCAGCCUCGGGGUGCUGACUGGCAAAAUGCUGCUCCAGAUGGGAAAAGAUGACAUGAGGACCGUGUGUCCGGAAGAAGGAGCCAAGGUCUUCUUCCAGCUUCAGGCCAUUAAAUCAGCGAUUGCGCUUGCGAGUGAACCACCUGGCCCGUGCGUUCCCUACUAACGACCAAGUCCGAGGAUUUUUCUCCACGAUAGUCAUCCACUAAUCAAUAUGGAUUUUUGUGUAAUUUUUUUUUUUUUGGUGCCGUCAAUCUUGCGAAUCUUGCUUGUGUAAGUGUAUGCACAAACUUAAUUGCAGAUAUUUAUCAAAAAGGAAAAAAAAAAAAAAAUCAAAUGAUAAUCUAGGGAAAAAAAAAAAGCAUUGCUGGACACCAAGUCAUUUAUGGCAAGAUAGACGUAAAGAAUAAAGUUGCAAACUGCGAAAGAGAUCACGUUUAAUCUGCUGAACGCCGCCACGUUUAACAGGUCUCGAAAAGCGGCUUUUCAAAAUGUCAGCAUUAUCUUCGGAAUCCAAUCCACAAAUGUAGUACUGGAUACGGGAAGACUGUUUUGGACGACUGUAGAAUUUUGCUGAAGAUUAUUUGUACUUUAUUUCUUGGGACUUCUUUACUCUUUCUUGUUGCCCCAUUUGGCCAUCUUGUUGUUGACGGGGGUCUUCAUGAAUCUGUUCGAUUUCAUGUAGGCGGCAAUCUUCUCGAGUCCCU